AUGAGGGAACCAUUAGCACAACUACCUCGACCACAACCCAAGCCACGACUACCCGAGCAGCACCGUGAUUCCUUCGGGUCACUGGCUGUCAGCUACCCUGCUUCUCUUGUCACUGGCCGUCAGCUACCCUGCUCCUCUUGUCACUGGCCGUCAGUUACCCUGCUCCUCUUGUCACUGGCCGUCAGCAGGAUCCCGCACUCCUAGCGAUUCUUGGACUUCGUUUCUUCGAGUCGUCCAUGGAUUGCUAAAUAGAAAUCUGCACGAGCACGAGAUGCAGAAAAAUGUUUAAUGGUGUCCCUUCCUUACGUAUUGGGUGGACUUCUGGGAAUUUUUUUUCCUAUCCAAAUCUAAUUUUAAAAUCUACUCAUGUAGCAUUUCUCGUGGCUAUCUUGACAGUUAUCCUGCGUUAUUACGAGUGUCUCAGUCUGGAGCAAAGUACUGCAGCGAGUACUCCCUGCCUGUUUUCUCUUGAGUCGGUAAUUCCUUCACCUGAUUCGAAUCUGUAUGGCAAAAAUGUAUCAGGCCAUUCCGCAUUUGCCAAUAAAUCGUUGCAUUUUU
Molecule: messenger RNA, 558 nt
Organism: Darwinula stevensoni
Lineage: Eukaryota; Metazoa; Arthropoda; Ostracoda; Podocopida; Darwinulidae
Source: the annotation of a GenBank genome assembly